Molecule: messenger RNA, 4659 nt
Organism: Chelmon rostratus (copperband butterflyfish)
Lineage: Eukaryota; Metazoa; Chordata; Actinopteri; Chaetodontiformes; Chaetodontidae
Gene: man2a1
Product: mannosidase, alpha, class 2A, member 1
Exons: 24
Coding region: 222-3680 (1152 amino acids)
Biological process (GO): mannose metabolic process; N-glycan processing; protein deglycosylation
Cellular component (GO): Golgi membrane
Molecular function (GO): alpha-mannosidase activity; carbohydrate binding
Source: RefSeq, a predicted model, not a curated record
CAAACAGCAGGGAGCAGGCGCAGCAGCGACCUGAGCUCGCGCUGCGGAGGGACAAACUAACUUAUUUUAACUUAUUAAAACGUUUCUUUUCGCUUUGGGGUUUUGGCGGGUUGCUGGAGUCACACAGCCACGUCACCGGACAGGUGAAAAGCGGCACGAGACGCACCGGAGCGAGAGACCUGCCGCAGCUCGUCCAACGCGGAAGUUUCAGUGCGGAAGUGAUGAAGACAAGUCGGCUGCUGGCCGUGCUGGUGGGCGGCGUCUUCUGCCUGGCGGUGAUGUCGCUGUAUCGCAUGCUGGAGCUGAUGCAGGGGGCGGAGCUUCAGCAGCACAGGGAGACACCUGUUGGACGUAUGGACGAUGGUUUGUCCCACCUCCAGCAGAAGAUUGACAAGUUGGAACGUCUCCUCAGCGACAACAACCGCCUGGUCGCCACGCUGCGUGACUCUUUACUCCAUCGCAAAGCAUCGUGGGGAACAGGUGGAGGAGGAGGAAAUGUGAGCUCAGACUCCGCCCACAGCCGAGCUGAGACCCUACCUGGCUGCCGAUUGGCCGAAGAGAUGAAAGACAGAACCGACAGAGUGCAGCUCCUGGAUGUUUAUGACCUCCUCGCAUUUGAUAAUCCUGACGGCGGCGCCUGGAAACAGGGUUUUGAGAUCCGUUACCAGGGCAACGAGUGGGACGAGCAGCCACUGGAACUAUUUCUGGUUCCUCAUUCACACAACGACCCCGGCUGGUUGAAGACGUUUGACAGGUAUUAUCAGGAUCAGACGAAACACAUCCUCGACAACAUGCUGAUCAAACUGACUGAAGACAGCAGGAGGAAGAUGAUUUGGGCAGAAAUAAGUUAUUUCUCUAAAUGGUGGGACGACAUCGACGAGCAGAAGAGAGAGAUGGUGAAACGCCUGGUGGGGGCGGGGCAGCUGGAGCUGGUGACGGGCGGCUGGGUGAUGGCCGACGAAGCGAACUCUCAUUACUUCGCUCUGUUGGAUCAGCUGAUCGAGGGACAUCAGUGGAUGCAGCGACACCUGGGUGUGAAGCCGAGCAGCGGUUGGGCGGUGGAUCCGUUUGGCCACUCCCCCUCUAUGACCUACCUGCUGAAGGGGGCGGGACUUCGGGACAUGGUCAUCCAGCGUGUUCACUACGCCGUCAAGAAGCACUUCGCCCAGCAACAGACACUCGAGUUCCUGUGGCGCCAGAGCUGGGACUCCUCCCCCCGCAGUGACAUCACGUGUCACAUGAUGCCAUUCUACAGCUACGACGUUCCGCACACGUGUGGGCCGCACCCCGCCGUCUGUUGUCAGUUUGAUUUCCACCGCCUGCCGGGGGGGCGGGUCUUCUGUCCGUGGAGGAUCCCGCCGCGGCCAAUCACAGAGCAGAAUGUCCAGGAGAGGGCUCUCCUCCUGUUGGACCAGUACCGGCAGAAGUCUCGCCUGUUUCGGUCUCCGGUUCUUCUCGUUCCGCUCGGUGACGACUUUCGGUUCGUCGAGUCGAGCGAGUGGGACGCUCAGUUCACGAACUACCAGAAACUCUUCGACUACUUCGACCAACACCCGGAGCUCCACAUCAAGGCUCGUUUCGGGACUCUGUCAGAUUACUUCAAAGCUCUUCAUCGUCACGUGGACGCAGCGGGGAGGAGUCUGCCGACGCUGAGCGGGGAUUUCUUCACGUACGCCGACCGUGACGAUCAUUACUGGAGCGGCUACUUCACCUCCAGACCGUUUUACAAGCGACUCGACAGAGUGCUGGAGGCGGCGCUCAGAGCGUCAGAAAUCCUCUUCAGCCUGAUGCUGGCAGAAAUGCGUCGUUUCCGUGGCGACGGUCGUCUGGUGGCAGACUUCCCGGCACGUGAACACUUCCGGCGCCUGACGGCGGGGAGGCGGAGCUUGGCGUUGUUUCAGCACCACGACGCCGUCACCGGCACGGCCCGCGACCCCGUGGUGGUAGACUACGGCACCAGAUUGUUUCACUCGAUCCUGAACCUGCGCCAGGUGCUGCAGAGCUCCGCCCACUGGCUGCUGCUAUUGGAUAAGAGCGAGUUCCACCACAACCAGUCAAAACCCCUCCUGCAAAUGGACGACGUGAUUGCAGCGCAGGACGCUCUGCCCCAGAAGACGUCGCUCGAGCUCAGUGAUGAGCCCAGGUCAUUGAUCGUAUUUAACCCGACAGAGCAGCUCCGGACAUCCGUCGUCAGCGUCGUCAUCGACUCUCCGGACGCUCGCGUUGUCGAUGCAGAAACAGGUCGACCAAUGGCUGCGCAGAUCUCUGCAGUGUGGGCGGAGCCGAGCCGGGCGUCCACGGAAGCUUUCCAGCUCGACUUCGUGGCUGAACUUCCUCCUCUGUCGCUCGUUGUGUAUCAUGUGACCAAAGCCUCUGUCGGCUCCGCCUACCGGGCUCAGUACACCUUUCAUCGUCGUGGCAACCCACCAACCGUCCAGACCGAACACUUCCAGGUGUCCCGCCCACAAGGACCAGAGGCCGGCGCCCCCCUGUCGCUUAGCAACAAGCACGUACAAAUAUGGAGCUCCCCGGAGACCGGCCUGCUGCAGAAGCUCCGUCUGCAAUCUGGUCUAGUCCGUCAGAUCCAGGUCCAGUUUCUGUGGUACGGAACAAGAACCAGAAGAAACCAGGACAAGAGUGGAGCCUAUCUGUUCCUGCCAGAGGAUGAGGGGGCCCAGCUCUACUCAUCUUCAGAGCCCCCCCUGGUUCGGGUCUCCAGAGGUCCGGUAUUCUCAGAGAUCACUUCCUGUUUCCGACACUUCACACACAGAGUCCGACUCUAUCACCUGGACGGGCAUGCUGGGAAAUCCCUGGAGAUUUCCAACACGGUGGACAUCAGGUCGGAGGUCAACCGUGAGCUCACCAUGCGGCUCAUCAGCAGCGUUGCCAGUGGCAACCGUUUCUACACCGACCUCAAUGGUUUUCAGAUUCAGCAGCGUCGCACUCUGUCGAAGCUCCCCCUGCAGGCCAACUUUUACCCGAUGAGCUCGGCGUCCUUCCUGCAGGACUCAGUGUCCCGUAUGUCCCUCCUGUCGGCUCAGAGUCAGGCCGUCGCAUCACUCAGACCAGGUGAGCUGGAGGUGGUGCUGGACCGGCGGCUGCAGCAGGAUGAUAACCGCGGUCUUGGUCAGGGCGUCACCGACAACAAGCUGACAGCGAGUCUGUUCCACCUGUUGCUGGAGGACAGGAAGGGCGGGGCCCAGGAAGUGGGAGGAGCCUCAGUUGAGCACCUGUCGCUGCUCGCCCACCUGACCUCCCUCUCUCUCUGCCACCCUCCGAUCACCAUGGUCGCCCCUAGCGACAGCCGGCUACCAAAGCUCCGCCCCUUCCUGCCGCUGCGCUCGUCGCUGCCGUGUGACGUUCACUUGCUGAACCUGAGGACGCUGGAGGAUGCGAAGGAAGCAGACGUUCCAUCACAGGAAGUGGCCCUCCUCCUCCACAGGAAGGGCUUUGAUUGUAGCUCCGCCCCCGAGCCACCACUGCAGUGCACGUGGAGCAUGCACGAGGAGGUGAACUUGGACGAUCUUUUCUCUCCUCUUCAGUUUCGUGCUGUCCGUCGGUCGGGUCUCACGCUGCUGCGCGAAGACGAUGAACCGGAAUCCGCCCAGCAACAGCAGCCGCCGCGCAUCGCCCGCCUGCGGCCAAUGGAAAUCAGUGCUUUCCGUGUGGAGAUCAAUUAAAAAAACAAUUUGUUUGUAAAAGUUCAGGUCAGCGAAGGUCAGACGCCGAAUCACCUUCUGGAUUAACAUAACGAGGACAUGUUGGUAAUUAACGUACACGUCACACUGAACGUUUCAGGGUCUUUGAACACACCGUCCUGCAGCAGUGAACUCAGCACCCUGCAGCUCUGUGAUUCGCCCGUUUUCAGCACAUGACCCUGCUGUCACCGGGACCCGAACGCAGUCUGGAUCCUCAUCUCGGGUCCCAAAACCCGAUACUUAAUUGUACGUUUUAUUCACUCAGCAAACGUUGAUUCCCGACAUCCGUUAGCCUGUAAACGCAACGCGAUCACGCUAAUUAAACGUAAUUUAUAUAGAAAUUCUUCAAACAAACAGGUCAGUCUGAAGGUCAAGGGUCAAACAUAGAAAACGUUCUUUUUAAAUGAAGAACAAACCUGAGGAACACUGGAACAUGACGCGUGUGUUUCAACACUAAACAGGUGACAGGUUGCUAUGGCAACAAAAAGGGACCAAAUGAAUGGAUCGCUCGUUAGUGUUCACUGAAUGUGUGUGUGUGUCUCUAACUGCUGUUCUGUUUCUGUCAGUGAAAUUGGGUUUUUUUUUUUGACAGAAUGUGGGAUUGUGGGUAAACUGUGAUUGAUUGUUUUAUUGAUCUGCAGCGCUGGAUCUUUUUAUUCGGUGUGUUUGAUCGAGGAUCGUGUCCAGAAUGCACAUAUUUACUUCACGUACUUCAGACGUGGUUUUCUGUUUUGCUGUGAAAGGGAACGUUUCGGGAAUCUGUUCGAUCUUGUGGGUAUUUUUUUAAUUGAGAAAUUCUCUAUAUUUUCUGUAAACAGUUGUAUUGAUGAAUUAUGUGAAGUAUUUAAAAGUUAGAAUUCUAAGAAAAUGAUUUUUACCUCCAGAAAUGUGUUAAAAUACAAAUGUUGUGUUUUUCUUGUAUUUUUACUUUGAAUACAAAAUAAAUUAUUGUUUAAUUUUC